GAAACAUUAGGUCACUAUCGAAAAGAGGUGGUAGUAUUGCAUAAGUUAACACGGGAACUUUUAAAUUACUAAACGGCCUGUGAGAUAAUUCUAUAUGGCAAAUACAUGCCUCUUGUUAGACCAUGUCUCGUCUAAUUCCGCUUUACAUGUGUACUUCCUGGUGGAGCAGUAGGAACACUAACUAGUAACCUUAGAGGGUUUCAGCUACCGGGCUCCAAGAUAGGCACCAAAGAAGCCACAGCCGCUCUCAAACGGCAAAGAGAAAGCAGCGUUCAGGGAUUUGCCGAUGCAUGCAGAUCUCCGAGAAGUUCUCGAUAGCUUCUACUGUUACGAACAUUGUUUACCAUGGCGGGUAAAGCUACAUCGCGUCACGGCCGCCGGCUCAUUCGCAGUGUUCCAGCUUCGACGACUGCGACUGGAUCAACGUGGGCAGACCCUAUUUAUUUUGCAUCACCAUCAGCAUUAGGAAACUGGUUAUCAGUCUAUCAUAAGUCCAAGAAAGAACUCUUCGUCGGUUAUUAUAAGAAACACACAGGCAGAAUAGACCUGACAUGGUCUAAUGCAGUGGACGAAGCGCUGUGUUGGGGCUGGAUUGAUGGUGUAAGGAGGAGAGUUGAUGAUGACCGCAUGGCGCAACGAUUUACACCCAGGGCAAAGAAAAGCCAUUGGAGUCGCAUCAACGUUGAAAAGAUGGCACUACUAGAGGCAUCUGGUCGUGUUCAGGAGCCUGGUAGAGCUGCAUUCGCGCUUCGCACCGAGGAAAACACGGCGCAGAUGAGCUUUGAGCGCGAGCUCGUGUUCAGCGACGAAUUCUUGAGGCGACUGUCUGAAAACAAAGAUGCAGCUUCAUAUAUUGAAGGACGAACGCCAGGCUAUAGACGCCAGGUAUGUCACUGGGUCAUGUCGGCAAAGCGCAUGGAGACACAACAAAAGCGCUUUGAAGAAUUGAUCAACUGCUCCCUUCAAUCACAGGAUCUGAAGCAAUUCAGAAGGAAAUGACAUUGCACAAUCACCACCAGGGGUUCGUGAUCCCAAUCUUAUCAAGGCCGACGCCUGCAAUGCUGGGGUUUCCUUCGAUUCCUACGUGCA
Molecule: messenger RNA, 1089 nt
Organism: Truncatella angustata
Lineage: Eukaryota; Fungi; Ascomycota; Sordariomycetes; Amphisphaeriales; Sporocadaceae
Exons: 2
Coding region: 346-999 (217 amino acids)
Source: RefSeq, a predicted model, not a curated record